GUGCAUUCAGCAAAUAUAACUCGACGAGCAGAGACGUGUCAGUCACUCACCCAGGGGGAGCCCAGUCUCGCCACCGCCACUGGGGCACAAGCCAUGGACAUUGAGAAGGUCAACUCCAUGGACUUUGGAGAAUUUGUGGAUGUGUUCGGAAAUGUCAUCGAGAGAUGUCCUCUGAUUGCAGCCGCGGUUUGGUCCAAGCGCCCGUUCUCUGGCUUGGGAGAUUUAGAGAAGCACUUUUUUGCCUUUAUUGAUGGUCUUCCACUGUCAGGCCAGGAGGGCGUCCUGCGCUGCCACCCGGAGCUGGCGGGCCGCCAGCUGCCGUGGGGCCGGCUCACCGCCGAGUCGCAGCGGGAGCAGAGCGCCGCGGGCCUGCAGAACCUGGGCGCGGCCGAGCGGCUCCGGUUCACCGAGCUCACCGCGCAGUACCGCACGCGCUUCGGCUUCCCCUUCGUGCUCGCCGUGCGCCUCAGCGACCCAGCGGCAGCACCCCGCGAGCUGGCGCGCCGGCUGCGCUGCCCCCCGGCGCAGGAGCUGCGCACCGCCUUGGGCGAGGUGAAGAAGAUCUGCCACCUGCGUCUCGCCGACCUGCUCGGGGAACAGCCCUAGCGGCCGCGCCAGCAGAGGACCCCGGGACGCACGUCGGGACGCGCCAGGGCCGCGGGCGCGCGCGAUGCGCUUGGAAUGGAGUCCACCCCCGCGCACGGAGGCCGAGGCGAAUCGAGACAGUCGCACGAAUAACGAGCCCUUCUGUCCCCCUCCCCACACGCGCACCCUUUGCCAAAAUAUCUGUUGAUAGUUUCGGGUUUUGCCACCGAUGUAUCCAGCUCACUGCUCCAAUUCUUCACUCCCGUUGCGGCCCGUUGACACCACCUGCCUAUGCGGAUUCCAAAGCGCUUAUCCAGCUCGUUUUGGCCCCGCACCCUCUCCUGCUAUACCCCCAGCCGCAAAACAAAACGGACAAAAAAGGAAUCUUAUUCUCCA
Bubalus bubalis (water buffalo) is the source of this 981-nucleotide messenger RNA. It is a transcript of the gene URAD, whose product is annotated as ureidoimidazoline (2-oxo-4-hydroxy-4-carboxy-5-) decarboxylase. Gene Ontology annotation, molecular function: carboxy-lyase activity. Gene Ontology annotation, biological process: allantoin metabolic process. The transcript has 2 exons. The coding region runs from base 94 to 606 and encodes 170 amino acids. The record is from RefSeq and is a predicted model, not a curated record. Lineage: Eukaryota; Metazoa; Chordata; Mammalia; Artiodactyla; Bovidae.